Molecule: messenger RNA, 2012 nt
Organism: Hydractinia symbiolongicarpus
Lineage: Eukaryota; Metazoa; Cnidaria; Hydrozoa; Anthoathecata; Hydractiniidae
Product: failed axon connections homolog
Exons: 2
Coding region: 85-1371 (428 amino acids)
Cellular component (GO): cytoplasm
Source: RefSeq, a predicted model, not a curated record
AAAUUGAAAAGUUGGCUGUGAAAGAAAAUAAAGUCUUCAAAAAUUGGUAGGGGCGUUUUCAAAAAGUACAGAACUUCUGCUAUUAUGGAAACUGUAGAGAAUACUAACACUGAAGGUACAGUUGUGAAAAAAACUGUAGAAACUUCUGUUUCAGAAGAUGGGACAACAGUAAUCACAGAAGAAACAACAAUUAUUGAAGUCAAUGGCGACAGUCAUCCCAAACCAGAAUUGGUAUCCGUUUUAAAAGAAGGGGAGCAGGAGAACAACGAUAAAAGUACUAAAAAGUCAGAAGAAGUCGUAUCUUCAGAAAAAGAGAAUGUUACCCAAGAGAGUGACAUUCCAGUUGCUGUUGAAACAGAAAGUGAAGUUAUUACUGGCAGUAGUUCGGAAGAGAAAAAAGCAAUGCCUAAGGUAACAUUGCAUCAAUUUCCACCAAGCAAGAAUGUGCCUAACCUUUCUCCAUUUUGCUUAAAAUUAGAAACAUUUUUGCGCUUGCACAAAAUCCCAUAUGAAAAUCAGUAUGGAUACAAGAUGGGGAAAAAUGGAAAGAUGCCAUGGAUUGAAUACCAAGGUGAACGUAAAGCAGAUUCUAACCUUAUAUUAGAUUUUUUAAAUGAAAAAUUUGAUAUAAAUAUGGACAAUGAAUUUAGUUCAGAACAGCAAGCAAUUGGUAGGGCUGUUAAAAUUAUGGUUGAAGAAAACACCUAUUGGACUAUGUGCUUUACCAGAUACAUUGAUAAUUUCAAUGAAUUUAAAAAAUUUAUUGCUCCUGCUUCUGGUGGAGGUAUAGGUUUUAGCGUAAGCAUGAAGAUGCAACAACGGAAGGUGAGAUCCAGUUUGGAAGGGCAGGGUAUUGGUCGUCAUACACCAGAAGAGAUUUAUAAGAUUGCAGAACAAGAUAUUUUGGCGAUUUCCAACAUUCUUGGUGAUAAAGAAUAUAUACUUGGUGAUAAGCCUUCGUCAUUUGAUUGUGCGUUAUUUGGUUUCCUUGCAAAUAUAUUGUGGUGUGGAUUGGAGUCACCAUUGGCAGAAUUCAUUAAUGAAAGUGCAAAAAAUCUCAUUGAUUAUACUAAGAAAGUAAAAGAGUUAUGCUGGAUGGACUGGGACGAUAUGAUAUUGGGAGAGAAACAGGAGCCUACACUCAAAAAAGGAUUUAGCUUUAGAAAAAAGAAGGCAAAAAGUGUCAAACCAAAAGAGAAAGAACAUCCUGCUGAGAAAGAGGAAAGGGAAGGCCCCGUUCAAUCAGAAAAUGUCACAGAGGUUAAAACUGAAGAACAUAAAAAUGUGGAAGAAGUGGCUGAGGUAGAAAAUACAGAAACCAAGGAAGAAGAAAUACUGGCAAAUGGAGGUCAGGAAAAAUCAGAGCAAUGAUCAAUUAGACUUAUAAUUAGGAACAUCAUUGAAGUUGGAAUUUCUCAUUCAUUUAUAGACAGUUAAACUUGAUAUCUAAGUUGAUUUAGUGAGAAUUUUGGUUUUAUGAAACAGCUGCAACAGUCGAAUAUUUCCUAUGCAAGAUGCUUUGGACAUCAUAUAACCUGUAGAACACGUGUUUGGUUUUUACUGUCUAAUUCCCUUCUCCUGAAGAAAUGUUUGAAUGUUGAUAAUUCACCCUUCUCACCAGUUUUCAGGCGAAACACUGCCGUCUUAUUUAUUAUGAAGUCUACCAUGUUCACCUCCUUUGCGAUUUGUAACGUGGAGUUCUUAAUGUAUUUACUAAAGUUUGUGUAUAUUUAACAUAAAUAUGUAUUGUGCAGAUGUUUAAUUUCAGGGGAUAAUACAACGAAUAAUUUCUUGUUUUUGAGAAAUGUAUAGUGUCAAUUUCUUUUUCCAACUGCUCACUGACAGAUUUUAUAAAAUUGUGUUUCUUAUAAAAACAGUGUAUUGCAUGCCCAUAGAAAUGCGAUGUAAUAUAGAUUUGUCUUCUAUGUUCUAAUGUUAAUGUGAUUUUUAUUUCUUUAAUCUGUAGCAUGUUUUUCAUUUUACAUAUGCAUCAAAUAAACUGGUUUUACUUA